Molecule: messenger RNA, 858 nt
Organism: Gilbertella persicaria
Lineage: Eukaryota; Fungi; Mucoromycota; Mucoromycetes; Mucorales; Choanephoraceae
Exons: 2
Coding region: 1-858 (285 amino acids)
Biological process (GO): regulation of DNA-templated transcription
Cellular component (GO): nucleus
Molecular function (GO): zinc ion binding; DNA-binding transcription factor activity, RNA polymerase II-specific
Source: RefSeq, a predicted model, not a curated record
AUGACAGCUAACCAAAAAGACAAUACUCGUAUACAUUCUUCAAUAAAAAGACCUAGAGCGCCUAUUGCAUGUUAUCGAUGUCACCAUAAAAAGGUUCGAUGUGACGGCAUUCAUCCCAAUUGUACACGGUGUCUCUCUACAGGUGUCUUAUGCGCUUAUCCAAGUUCUCGUCGAUCUCGUAAUACGCAACCUACCAAUAUCGAUCCAUUUAUUGAUAAUUUAUCACAACUCGAAGUCCGCAUCAGACGCAUUGAAAAUGAUCUUGAAGCCAUACGUUCCCUUGCUCAACAAAACGACCCAGAUCAACUCAACACCCGUAUGUCCAAGACAGAAAAAGACCUUCAAGAAUCACGGUCUAUUGUAGCUCAACUUCGAUUAAAAGGAGAACAAAGAGUAGCUCGUGGAAAAAGAGCGGCUAAUACUGCUAGAGAAACAAAAGGAGUUGGACCAAAGCCAAAGUCAAAACUUAAAAAAGACCCAUCACCACCACCACCACCGCCACCAUUGCCAUCAGCAGUACAAUACCCCUUUUUCUCAAGCAAUGAAUUUAUGCAUUCCUAUUUCCCUACAUUUCCUAACACGUUCAUGACAGAGGAAGGAUGGCCACUUUUAAAUACAUCAGCGAACCAACAAGAAUUGAACGCAUUAGUAGACCCAAUGAUCAUUGCUGCUGCUGUAGAAGCUCAACAACAACCGAUGUUAUCUAAUUAUCUACAAGACUCAAGAACUAAAUCAUUAGAAUCUCCUCAUCUACUUGUACUUCAACCCUCUUCGUCUUCUACUUCUACAGCCUCUACACACACUUCAUUUGGUUAUUCUCAACCCUUUUGUACACCUUUUAUGGAUAAUAUGAUUUAA